This is a messenger RNA of Sclerotinia sclerotiorum 1980 UF-70, 180 nucleotides long. RefSeq lists its product with no specific name. The transcript is spliced from 2 exons. The record is from RefSeq and is a predicted model, not a curated record. Bases 1 to 180 code for a protein of 59 amino acids. Lineage: Eukaryota; Fungi; Ascomycota; Leotiomycetes; Helotiales; Sclerotiniaceae.
AUGUAUAUCACAUAUUGUAUGGGAGCUUUGCUGGGGAUACAACCUAGUAUUGUCACAAAUCCUUGGAUGAUAUUGAAAUUCUAUAUGAAAAGGGAGAUUGAGAAAGCUCCGAAUUUGAUUAAUCUGUGGAACCUGAGGAGAACUAAUCCAAAACUACGAGGCAGGACGACGAAGUUAUAA